UUUCGGAAUUCGAUGGCGGACGAACUAGAAUUGUCGCCGUUGGUUCCGCCGCCGCCGAUGGUUGAACCUUCCGAGAUCGAUCUCGAAGCGGGACAUGGUGAACAGAUUCAGUGCCGAAUCUGCCUUGAAACUGAUGGUAGAGAUUUCAUUGCCCCAUGCAAAUGCAAAGGAACAUCAAAGUAUGUACAUCGUGAUUGCUUGGAUCAUUGGAGAGCAAUAAAGGAAGGUUUUGCGUUUGCACACUGCACAACGUGCAAGGCUCCAUAUUAUCUGAGAGUUCAUGGUGCCGGAGACAGGAAAUGGCGGACAUUGAAGUUUCGCUUCUUUGUUACUCGAGACAUUUUAUCCAUAUUUCUUGCUGUUCAGCUUGUAAUUGCAGCGUUGGCCUACAUGGUCUAUUUCAUAGAUAGUUACCAGCAAUCAUGGCUUCGUCAUAUUUGGGGCUUUGACAGUGAGGUCACGUUUUAUUACAUGUGUGGUGCUUUAUUAUUCUUCGCUCUUCUGGGUCUAUCUGGAUGCUUCAUAACUUGCUACGAUCGAAGAGUUCGCAAUGACUUAGCUCAGCCUUGCCGUGAAUUGUGUCUCUGUUGCUGUCAGCCUGGGAUAUGCACAGACUGCCAUCUACCGGGAACUAUAUGUAUGUGGGCAGAUUGCACCGCGUGUACCGAAGGCUGCGCAAGUGCAGUUAGCGAAUGUGGAGGUUGCCUCGGAGGUGCAGGGGAAGCUGGAUUGCCAUUGAUCUUCGUAAUGGCACUAGUAGUUCUCGGUUUAUUUACGGUCAUCGGUAUAUUCUACAGCGUAUUGGUUGCAACCAUGGUUGGACAACGCAUUUGGCAGCGCCAUUACCACAUUCUCGCUAAGAGAAUGCUAACAAAGGAGUAUGUGGUUGAGGAUGUAGAUGGGGAAAUGAUGGGAUCUGAAUGGUCGCCACCGGCUUUACCGUCUGAGCAUGUCCAGCAGCUUAAGACGCUUGGUCUUCUGUGA
This is a messenger RNA of Thlaspi arvense, 984 nucleotides long. Lineage: Eukaryota; Viridiplantae; Streptophyta; Magnoliopsida; Brassicales; Brassicaceae. The record is from the annotation of a GenBank genome assembly.